AUGGCCUCCGAGAUCGAAGCUCUACAUCCAUUUCAUCAGGCAAACAUACAUGAGCACAGGUGGGCUGCCUACGCGGCCCGCUUCGUGCCCAUGCUUGUCUUACUAGUCACGGUCGCGCUCGUGCUGGUCGGGGUCCUCUAUUCGACCAGGCUGCUGCUGGUGUUCACAGCGGUCUGCAACGUGACGAUGUGGCUGCUGGUCUGCUCGGCGGCGACAUUCGGUAUCAUCGGGUCGUGGACCGUCCACGAGCUGGUGCACGAGCAAGGGGGCGGCGGCCCAGAGGAGGUCCCGGAGGAGGGCGGCGCGCGGCCGCGGGGCCGGGUCAAGCACGUCGUGGUGCUGCCGAACUACGACGAGGGCGAGGCCAUGCUGGCGGAGACCCUGACAUCCCUGAGCGAGGCGGACGGUUCGUCAGAGUUCUGGAUAUUCUUGGCCAUGGAGGAGCGCGAGGGUGACAAGGGCAAGAGAAAGGGGGAGCGCCUCGUCGCCGACUUCAGGGAGCGCUUCGAGCGGAUUGAGGCCACCUUCCACCCCCGCGACCUCGUGCAGCAUCACGCCGACGGCUCGGAGUCCCCCGAGGUGCCCGGGAAGGCCUCGAACCUGAAGCACGCCGUGCGCUGGGCGCACGAGCGUUGCCAGCAGGAGCUCGACGCCGUGGACGCGUGCAUCCUCACGGUCGCGGACGCCGACUGUUUGUUUCACCCGAGCUACUUUCACCGGGUGGGCAGCGAUUUCUGCACGAUGCGCCAGUGCGACGGGGACCAGCAGAAUUGGACCAUGUGGCAGGCGCCGCAGCUGCCGUACCGGAACUACUUCUUGUGCCCGCUGCCCUCGAGGGUGUGGGGGUACAUCUCGUCCAUGUGGGAGUUCGGGGGCGUCGCCAGUCUGACAUCUGGUGGGCAGCACAUGGCCUUCAGCGCGUACAGCCUGAGCCUCCGCCUCGCGGCUGACGCCGACCUGUGGGACGGGGACGUCAUCGCAGAGGACCCCUCCUCUGGGGGGCCCGCGGACUCGGUCCACGCCGGGGCCGCCGCGACCGCCAGAGCGCCGGCGGACGGCAAGCAGCCGCGGCGGGCGCAGCCGUGCCUGAGGCUGCGGCCGGUGAUGGUGCCGGUCAAGUCGACGUCCGUGCUGUCGGCCGACGGGUGCUGGGCGACCUGGAGGGAGCGGUGGAGCCAGGCGACGCGCCACUGCCAGGGAGUCGCGGAGGUUUCGUACAGCCUUCUGGUAGCAUGGGACAUGUUCCACACGCUGCCUUGGAAUUGCUACAGUGCGCAUGUCGUGGUGACCAUCAUCAAGGUGCUCACCGGGCCUAUCUUAAUGCAUUUGGUGCCGGUCUGCCAGGCGAUUGCAAUGACGGUGAUGACCUCAGAGAGCCUCGCAUUUUGCAAGCACUGUCAAUGA
Molecule: messenger RNA, 1404 nt
Organism: Prorocentrum cordatum
Lineage: Eukaryota; Dinophyceae; Prorocentrales; Prorocentraceae
Source: the annotation of a GenBank genome assembly